Ochotona princeps (American pika) is the source of this 1231-nucleotide messenger RNA. Its product is annotated as casein kinase I-like. Gene Ontology annotation, biological process: negative regulation of canonical Wnt signaling pathway; signal transduction; peptidyl-serine phosphorylation. The transcript has a single exon. Gene Ontology annotation, cellular component: cytoplasm; nucleus. Lineage: Eukaryota; Metazoa; Chordata; Mammalia; Lagomorpha; Ochotonidae. Gene Ontology annotation, molecular function: protein serine/threonine kinase activity; ATP binding. Bases 147 to 1151 code for a protein of 334 amino acids. The record is from RefSeq and is a predicted model, not a curated record.
CACUGCUGAGCUGACUCUGGGCCCUGCCUGCGUCACUGGGAAAGGCUCUGCCUUCCUUUGUAUUCUGUAGGCCUGCUUCCAAGCUCAGCCCCGGGGAGGAGCCCCUGUGCAGUCAGUGUCCCCUCAAGCUUGUUGAAUUUCCACUAAUGACAGCACUUUCUAACGCAAUGGCGAGUACCAGCGAUGCCUUGAACGAAUUCAUUGUAGGAGGGAAGUAUAAACUGGUCAGAAAGAUAGGCUCUGGCACCUUUGGAAGCAUAUAUCUGUCUGUUGAUGUCAGGACUGGGGAGCAAGUGGCGGUCAAAUUAGAAUCGCUAACUAUCAGAUACCCUCGACUGCUAUACGAGAGCAGGUGCUACGCAAUUCUACAGGGUGGUGUCGGGAUUCCCCGCUUAAGAUGGUACGGGCAAGACAAAGGCUACAAUGCACUGGCCAUGGAUCUUUUGGGACCCAACCUGGAAGUCCUCUUCCGCUAUUGUUCACGGACUUUCACUAUGAAAACGGUUCUAAUGCUAGCUGAUCAGAUGAUUAAAAUAAUUGAAUAUGUGCACACUAACGACAUUAUACACAGGGACAUUAAACCACACAACUUCCUGAUUGGCCGUGGACGUCACUGUAAUAAGGUUUUCCUGGUAGAUUUUGGUAUAGCAAAAAAGUACAUGUACGGUCCCUCAGGCAAACACAUUCCUUUCAAUCAACGUAAAAAUCCCUUGGGCACUCCUCUCUAUGCCAGCCUCAAUGCCCAUCUUGGCUUUGAGCAGAGUCGCCGAGAUGACCUGGAGGCGAUAGGGUAUGUCUUGAUGUAUUUCGCCAGAGGUGGCCUGCCAUGGCAAGGCCUACCUGGUAACACGAAGAAACAACGUCAUGAGAAGAUUACCGAGACGAAGCUGUCCACCCCUGUAGAAGUUUUAUGUGAAGGCUUUCCGUCCGAGUUCGCCACUUACUUAAACUAUUGCCGUGCUCUGCAGUUUGAAGAAACUCCAGAUUACGUGUAUCUGAGGAGGUUAUUCCACAAUCUUUUCCGGAGUCUGAAUGACCCUCCUGACUACACCUUUGACUGGGCAACAGUAAACACAAACUCAGCACAACCAGCUACAACUGUCUCCAGACAGGUUCAGGAAGACCAUCUUCCCGCUCACUUACAAGGAUGAAUUGUGGAGCAACACAGGCUAGGAGCAAGAAUCUAGAAGUUUUCUUCCAUUGUAUGGUAAUCUAUGGCUGUCCGGAGCGA